Molecule: messenger RNA, 1126 nt
Organism: Camelina sativa (false flax)
Lineage: Eukaryota; Viridiplantae; Streptophyta; Magnoliopsida; Brassicales; Brassicaceae
Product: proline-rich protein 1-like
Biological process (GO): response to ethylene
Cellular component (GO): cell periphery
Source: RefSeq, a predicted model, not a curated record
UCAAGAACACAAUUUACGAACUAACUAAAAGGCUAUCUGCAAUGGCGAUCACAAGCACCUCCUUCGCCAUUUGCCUCCUCCUCUCUUUGGCCACCAUUGCCACUGCUGAUUACGAUGCACCCUCAUCUCCUAAACCCACACUCCCACCUCCAGUUUACACUCCAUCGGUUCACAAACCUCGUGUUUACACACCACCUGCCCAAAAGCCAACUCUCCCACCUCCGGUUUCCACUAAGCCAACUCUCCCACCUCCGGCUUACACUCCACCGGUUUACACUAAACCAACUCUCCCACCUCCGGUUUACACCAUGCCGGUCUACAAACCUACACUCUCACCUCCAGUAUAUACUAAGCCAACUCUCCCAUCUCCGCUUUACACUCCACCGGUCUACAAAAAGUCUCCAAGCUAUUCUCCUCCACGUCCAUAUGUACCAAUACCAACCUACACUCCACCCACCAAGCCAUACGUCCCAGAGAUCAUUAAAGCCGUUGAUGGCAUCAUCUUAUGCAAAAACAGCUACGAAACCUACCCUAUUCAAGGAGCAAAGGCAAAGAUUGUGUGUUCCGAGAUGGGAUCAUACGGGAAAAGCAAGAACGAGGUUGUGAUCUAUAGCAAUCCAACUGAUUCUAAGGGAUACUUCCACGUGGCGUUAACCCACAACAAGAACCUAUCUCACUGCCGUGUCAAGCUCUACACAUCUCCUAUCGAGACUUGCAAAAACCCAACCAAUGUCAACAAGGGCCUCACCGGAGUUCCUUUGUCGAUGUACUCCGACAAGAACUUCAAGCUCUUUAACGUUGGUCCUUUCUACUUCACCGGUCCCAAGACUGCUCCCACCACUCCCAAAUACUGAUCGUCAUCACAUUACUAUGAAGUUGAUGAACUUGCAUGGCGUAUGAGGUCUCUUUAAUUAAUUUAUUAUUUGAAAAUCCUUUUUCUCUUGGAAACGUUCUUAUUUGUUUGUUCCAGUAUCAUUUGAUUCAUUGCACAGCCAAUGCAUUAUAUAUUUCUAUUUCAUAUAAUAAAAUUGUAAGAACAACAAUCUCAAAUUUAUAUAUGAAAAAUUCAAUAUUAAUAUGUAUUUUAUUUUUGUUAAGCUAUAUUUGUACAAUUUAUUAUUGUUGA